CCAGAGAGGCUCUUACAAUUUUGCUCUCUCACAGGUGUUCCCAUACUCUGGAUAGUGUUGGGAGUUUCCGUGGCUCUUUCUGCUUUGGUGUUGGGGAUAAUUGUGUACCGUAAGAGAGCAAAGAGGAAUGAACGGUAUUUCAUAUUUCUAUAGGAAUGAUUAAGAUGUAUUAUGAUAAUGAUAUGCAUGCGGAAAUAGACGAUAUUUUUCCUGUGUAAGUGUCUGUCUUGAAGUGUCCGUCUCACUCAGUCAAUUCGCGCUGGUGAGUGACCUUCCUUACAUACCAAGGCGAUGUAACUUUUAUCACCUUGUAUGAACUAGGAAGCCAUCUCUGAUUUUAGCAUUACCACAAAACCAUGAUUAAUGACGCCGAAUUUUAUUAUCAUUUAAUUUGCACUAUUUUCUUUAGGUCCAGUGAGUCUGACAUUGCUGAGUUUAUGUUGCUGGAAGUCCCACACGAACGGGUUACUAUCAUGGAGGAACUGGGACGAGGCGCUUUUGGAAGAGUUUAUAGGAGCGUAGUGAGGGGGUUACCUGAAAAGAAAACAUCCUCCAAACCCAAGGAUCACGCUUUGGAUUCGCAUGAGGGACGUAUUGUUGCUACAAAAGUUCUACCAGGUGCGUGAAUUCAGAAUGUGGCAAAAAGAUGACUUACUCUUUCAGCAAACGAUAUUCAAGGGAGUGAUUCUUAUUAAUAACAGGCAAGGGAGCCUCUCUUGUAACAGCGGGUUUGAAUUAUUUAAUCCAAUAGAUAGCAAACAUUAUAUCGUAGCAAACAGCAUCUCAAUGCCCCAGUCGGUAACAGUGUGAUGUACCUCAGGGGCCCAUUUUAGAUCCUUAAAUUUUGUUUUCUACUUAUAUUAAUAACCUCCCUGAAUGUUUGAAAUUUACCACACGUUUUGCAAUGAAUAAAUUAAUGUAGACAUAAAAACCUUCAGUGAGAUCAGAACAUUGAUAAGGUGUGCUCCAAGGUUAGUCGUAUUACAAAUGGUCUUAGACAGGUUCGAGAUUGUGUCACAAUGCACUAAAAAGUAUAUAGCGCUAAUAAAUCGAUGCCCGUGUUCAAGCGAAAACGGAGCGGGCACCUUUUAACAAAACCACGCAGAUAUAAAAAAUGCAAAACAGAGCAGGCUGCAUGAUCACUUCUCAGAGGUGUGACAUGACAACAUAUUAUCUCUUUAAACCAAUUCAAGAUGUCAGUGCAUGCCUUCGUAACGUGUAGAUCGGUCGUUCUCUUAAGUGAUUUUUCGAAAUAUGUUAUUCACAUGUUUCAGUCACUUGAGAACUUUAUCUGAUCGUAUGUGGUUGUAAAUAUGACCACAUUACUACAGCUUUACUUAGAGAACUACAUUGGCUUCCCUUGGAGCAUGAGUAGCGGAUUUUAAAUUAUUUAUGUCUGAGCUAUAAUCAUCAUUUGUUUCAAACUCCUAACAUGUCUGUUAGGAGUUCACGAUCAUCAACCAUGAACUUGUUAAUUAGUGACACCCAGAUCGAGGCUAAAACUUUUAGCGGACGAUCUUUUUCGUUUUGAGCCCCUAAACUUUGGAAUGAUUCUACAGAGCACAUACAGUAUAAAAUAGAGUUUGGAUAUUCGUUCCUCUAAGAGUAAUCUUAAAGCUUUAAAAACCUCUAAGCGUUAUUUUUAUUUUGUAGUUGUGUUUAACAAUUUUUCUUUUUUGUCAGUGUUACGAGAUACUGCUUUCUAGUCGUUUAAGUUUAAAACAUUUAUUUGAUGACGACGACGGUGAGCUGAAAACCCUCGGUGAAACUCAACUACGAAAGCAUACUGGGAUGUCCCUGUCUAUUCAGAGUCAAUGAAAGUGAGCCAAUUGGAUAGACGCGUUAGGAUUACAAAUGUACACUCAAGGAAAAUCAUAUUACUGGAGAUAAAGUACCCGUUGGUCGAGAAUAGGGAAGCAAUUAAAGAACACAAAACGUGACGUCUAGAAUUAAAGAGAUAAGUUUCCGGACUAAAAGAUCUUCCAGUAUUACAUCAUGUUACACGUCGUGCUUGGUGAUCGCUAGAUGAAGAGAACUAACGGUUUAUCUUUGAAACUGUUUUAUCUACGUCACUUAACUUAGGGAACCAAUUUUUUAACAAACAGAUUUUUUUCUCAAGCAGAAAUUAGGACCUGAGCUAUUGACUGUGUUUUAUUUUCAUAGGUUAAAUAUACUUUCAUUUUAAUUAGUUCCUUUUUUCUUUACAUCUGGUUUUAGUUGUUUAAUACUAACUGAUAUCUUGUAGCAUAUACGUAGGUCACGGUUACCUGAUUUUUUUUAAAAUGUCUUUUUGUUUUUAGAAAAUGCCACGGAGGAGGACAAACAGCAGUUAGUUCGGGAAAUUGAGUUGAUGAAGGAAGUCGGAACACACCGUAAUAUUGUGAGCAUGCUCGGCUACUGGAUCCAAUCACAUCCCAUCAUGUUAAUCAUGGAAUAUGUUCCAAACGGAGAUCUUCUUCAGUGGCUCAGAAACAAAAGGCAACAGGUAUCAUUACUUUAUCAGCUGUAUCAAUAAAAAUUUGCUGGCCUCUUUUUUGCCUUUUGUUUAAAAAAUAUCUUCUCUCCAUUCGCAAUAGGUCUGCGCACAGGCACUAUUUAUAGAACUCAAACUCAGACAAACAAAUUCCUUAAUUUUGUUUGUCUUUUUGUUAUUAAAAUGUCAAGUUUGUCUGACUUUUGUCGUGAAAAUAACAAAAAUGGCAGAUUUCAGACAAACAUGGCAAAUUAGUCACACUGACGUCAUUAGUAUUCUGUGCUGCACUUUAAUUUUCUAAUGAAUAUCGUUCUGGGCGUGUAUGUUCUUUUUCAUACAUUGUGUGGUCUCUUAAGGCAGAAGGAAAAUCCUCUACCUCAUCACACGUCUAAAAACCAUCAUCUUCAGUAAAAAUGAUAAGAUGGUAAACAACUUGAUGUGAGAAUUUGUACAUGUUACCUAUAAUACAGAGGUGCACUAACUGAAUGUAGAUAUCAAUGCAACCGGAUAUUCGUAUUUUUCCAAACGCGGUUUAUUCAGCCAGACUGUUUAGAUGCUAUUCAUGUAUUCGGAAAACAAAGAUCGGUAAAUACACAACAAUUUGUAUUCAACGCUGAGUUAAUAAAGCCAAGCUUGCCCUGGUACGAUCAGUUAAGGUUUCCGGCAAACUGCCCACCUAUCCCUCCCCUAAGUCACAUUUUGCCCUGAGUGAGAAGGUAGUGUUAAUGUUGUCUUAGGAGAGGGGAAGGUGGUCAGAAAAGAAAACAAAACAACGUUUUGAGCGUUUACCCCUGGGGGUACUCCCGCCCGAUAGGAUGAGGAUCUCCAUCCUUAAAUAUGGUAAUGUUAUUCUAUCAGGUAAAAUUCAUGUGCGUUAAUGCCCAACACACGAGAAACAAAUCAUAGAUCUGUUAAAACUGAACUUUACCCUAGAGCUGAUUAGGAGCGCGAUUCAAGGAAGUUUUUUUCUGUUUCCUUCAAUUCUUAGGUUUUGUUUUUCCCUUGAACUGGGCCUCAUUUUCCAUGUUUGGGUCUUUAAUAUGAUAUUGGUUUUCGCUUGUCUCAACUAUUCGAAAUUUUUGAGAGUACCCCCCUCCCCCCCAGGUGGGCAUUAACCUUUUCUGGUCAGAAUGAAUCACGGGAUUACUAAUGGUGGAGCUACUCUAUUGUUUGAACAUGGUAACAAGACAAGAAUAGUUUACUUCAAAGAAGGCUUUUCAUUCUAGUAAUUUACUUGUUUCUUUUCUCAUUUUCCCAUGUAUUCACCAACAGUUGAGGUCCGCCAUUUGAUAAACCGUCCUUGAUUCGAGCUGACAAGGGGCUUCCACUCAAAAUGCUAGUCAACUUUUCGAUCCACGGUCUUUCAAUGGUGGCAAGAUGAGUUAUUCAAAUCAGCCGAUAACACCAGAGUUUUGCUUUUCACCCACUGACCGAAGCAGUAGAAAAGUUUCUUUUUAAAAGACGCUUCAAAAUAUUUUGGUGGACAUAAAGAUUGUCCGUCCAGAGUUUCUAAACCGCCGCCGUCUGCUGAGCGGGAGGCCGUAGGUUCAAACCACGGCCGCAGCAACACCCAGGGUCUUUAAAUAACUGCGGAGAAAGUGCUGCCUUUGUAUAACUUCUGUAAACGGUUUGACUUUCUGGUCUUCUCGGAUAAGGACGAUAAACCGUAGGCCCCGUCUGACAAGCCCUUGCACAUGUAUUAAAUCUGUGGGACGUUAAAGAACCCACACACUCGCUCUUCGUGAAGAGUAGGGCACGUAGUGGCUGUUGUAGUGGUUUAUCUCACUUUCACACUCAUUUAUGGGGGGCAUCAUUACUCAUUCCUUCACUACUUGUAAAAUGCACCUUAAGCAGUCUGGCAAAGUCCCCCAAACAGUAUUGUAAAUUACACAUUACACGUCCCGAAAGCCCUGUAUGAGAUAUGACGUUUAAUCCAUUUGAAUUUUCCGUGGACGCUUUAAAGAAAGUUGGCCAAUAAGGUAUUCCCUCUAGUCCCGGCUAGAUUUUCAGUUUAACGUCGGUUAAGUAAUCUUUCAAUUCACAUGGAUUCCUUUUAAAUUGGUAAAAAUAUUUCGGCUAACCAACUGAUAGUGUUGAAAUUGUUUCUGCUGACAAAACCGUUUCAUGAUCAGACGGAAUUCAUUUCAAUAUUUUUUUGCAGUUUACAAUGAAAAAGAGUCGUCAAAGUGAUGUCGUUGCAAGGCUUAAGCCUCCUGUUCCUGAGAGACCGAAAUUGGUGUCCAGGAACCUGCAAACAAAAGAUGUCCUGGAUGAAAACCUGAAAGAGGAGAAGAGCGAAAGAAAUAAUGAAGAAGGUGGAAAAGACGGUGGUUACCAUUGCAGCGAGACGAAGGAAAUUAAAAUCGACCUGGACGACGUUGAAAGAGGAAUUCUAAUCAAAGAUACUCCUCGAUCUGAGAUGGAACCUUCUUGCUUAAACCUGGGUUACGAAGAUGACAAGAAGGAAGAAGAAAGUGACGAUGUUAACACGUCAUUUCAACAAAAUGAACGGCGAAAGGGGUCGGUUACGUCGGUGAUGGUGUUACCUUCGAUCAAUAUUGCCCAUUUCUCCAAAGAAAAGGAGCUCACUCCUGCUGAGGCUUUAAGAAACGUCGAAGAAAAGAUCACCAUCGAGAAAGAAGAAGGCAGCUGUGAGGGCAAGGAAGAUGAUGAAGAAGACAUUUCUGGGAAAGAAGUUCUUUGUUAUGCGUGGCAGAUUGCUAAAGGGAUGGUAAGAACUUUUUCGACUGAAGAAUGUCUUUAGCAAUUUAGUCAUCGUUUGCAAAUCACAAAAAUCUGCCUCUUCCCCGUAUUUAAAAUACUUUACUACUAGUUUUUUCUGUGUCUGCAAGUAUUAUGCUAUCCGGACACGAGACGGCAGAUUUUUCAAGCAUUCAAAUUGCUGCGUUAAUUAUAACAGACCAUUAUAGGGCUAACUACUAUCUCGCUGAAUUUUUCGUGAAACAUAGCACACAUAAAAUUGAGCCGUUUUAUUUUAAAAAAAGGUCAAAAACGUGUUUUUUUUAAUAGCCCGAGAAGCCUAAAAAUCACAUGGAGCAGCCGUGAAGCUACCUAUUGCAAAAUCAGGUCUGUUCGUAUUUUCGAAAAGGUGUCCAAUGAAUACAGCCAUAUGACCUGAAUAAGGCUAAGCUAUCAGUUAUUUAAUUUGAAUCGUACAAGCCUGACAUUCAGGGACGUUGCCAGCUUUUUGGCUAGUUGUAGGCCUGGCUGACUUUCAUUUCCACAUAUCCUGAAAAUUGUACGCAUGACCAGUACGCACUGACCUCACCAACACUUUGAGCUCUUGUGUUUUUUCAGCUGACUCCAACAACGCAUAAUUUGUUACAAGCGGUAGAGUGAUCAACCCAAAAAUUUGAAGGCCCGGGCCUACAGGGCUAUGAGCUGGCUACGCCCCUGAGAAAAGAAGGGAAGUAGAGAAAAGAAAAAGCAAUGAUUAAGUUUGUGUUGGGGACUGGAAGACUGAGCAGCAAGGACUUCCUAGUUAAAUACUCCCUUAAUCGGAAUCUUGGAAAGCACAAUAAACGGUCUGCAAGUGGAACUGAUGAUUAAAGCUAAGGGAUUGCUUUUUGUAAACGGCCACCAUGAUGGUAUUUGCUAACUAUUGUAAGCUCAAUUGGUAUACCGUAAAAUUCCGAAAAUAAGCCCUGGGGCUUAUAUUUUUCAAAGGCCUUUUUUGAGGGGCUUAUUUUUUGAGGGGCUUAUAUUCGGAGGGGCUUAUCUAAGGAGGGAAAUUUGCGUUUCAAAAUCGAUCGGGCUAGCCUUAUAGUUGGAAGGAAAUUUACCGUUUUUUCUUUGUUUUUCUUUUUAUUUAAGGGCAAUUUCCAAGUACAAGCUCCCCGGGGGGCUUAUAUUUGGAGGGGUGAUUUAACGGAGGGUUUUUUGCGUUACGAGUUUGGGGGGCUUAUAUUUGGAGGGGCUUAUACAUGGAGGGGCUUAUUUUCGGAAUUUUACGGUAUCUUCUGGCUCAGCUGGAUAUUUGGCUUUUGGGUUUAGCAAAUAACUCCCUCCUGGUGAUCCGCCUCUAUCAAUUGCUGUUUAUUCAUUAGUAUAAACGAACCUUUUUUAACGAAAAAAUCUAAUCUCUAAAUGAAUAAUGUUCACCAGGUAUACCGUUUUGGGUGACUUCGAAAUAGAAGUCAGUAGUAUAGUAAGAACCGAUAGUUUUUUUUUUUCUUUUUCGGGCGUGGCAGUCUAAGGAGGGUUUUAUUCCACUCACCUUAAGUCUCCCUGAAAAACAGCAUUUAAUUAAGUGUCAACAGGUGUCAACGGGUUUUCUUCCGAGGUUGAAAUCUUAACUGAAAACCUUAUUUUUCAGCCAAUAUUCAUCCCUUCGAGUUAUCGAGGGUAAAAUUGCAUGAAAGUGAUCUAAAGGGAAACAAAAAUUACUUCAAGUUAGCGGGAGUUUCGAGUUAUCGAGGGUUCGAGUUACCGAGGAUAAAUUACAGUAAAGGAAAUCUAGGGGAAAUAGAUUCUGGUUCGAGUUAGCACAAGGUUCGAGUUAGCGAGGUUUCGAGUUAUCUGGAGUCGACUGUAGUUCACUCAGCUUGUUCAACUUUGACGGCUUUUUGUGCUGAAAAGUAUACGUCGCGGGGAUAUUGUAAACCAAUUCCUUAAUUUGUUUCUUCGUUUUCCAACAGCUGUGACGGAAAUCCUCCCUCCAUUCUUCAUGAAUAGGCCGACGAUCACUUCCUCCCGCUUUCCGGACCGUUUGUCAGACACAUCUUGCAGUAGCCUGUUCCAGGCUCUCGAUAGUAGGGCUGGCACCGGCAAAAAUAAGGCAAAAAAGCGUAAGGCACCGGCAAAAAAGUGUAAAGCACCGGCAAAAAUAUAAAAGCGUGAUCUAGGAAAAAGGGGCGGUGACGGGCUAUUUUUGAGCCUGGAACAGACGUUUCAUUGCACUUGGUUGCUUUUCAGCCAAAUCGUUAAAUCGGGAGUUCGUUUACAACGAUAUACCGAUUAAACUGCUAUCCCCCUGCCAUAUCGUAAAAUCGAGCUUCCAUUUUAAUUUCAUAUUGGAAUCUGGUAACUGAGAAUUCUUUGAGAAAUAAUUUCGUUAUUUCUCUGCCAGGAAUACUUGGCCAGCAAAGGAUUCAUUCAUCGUGACCUGGCAGCCCGUAAUAUCCUACUUGGUGAGGACAGAGCGGUGAAGAUUGCUGAUUUUGGUUUAUUACGCCACGCAAAUGAGAGUGAAAUAUACGAAGUUACGAGCGUACACAAGCUACCAAUGAAAUGGAUGGCACCUGAAGCGUUGGAAAGCGGCAUUUUUACUUUCAAGACUGACGUGUGAGUAUAUGUGAACGAGGUCACAGUUAGGCCAAGCUUAGGCUUCCUGUGAUGCAGUGUGAAGUUGAGGUUUUAGAUAACAUAGACCCAGCAAUGUACUGUUUAGAACUGUCUGAAGAAAAAGAGCACAAUUUUGAUCACGACACUGUCUACAGUAGCGGUUAUCACUCUAUCUCUAAAGAAAUACUCAAGUGUUUGGAAAACAUUAGCCUGUUCCAGACGUGAAACUUGAAAAUAAGAUUUAUAAACAGAAACUUUGAGCCGAUGAAGUUAAUCAGAGACCAUCUUGGAUCCUAGAUUCCACGCUCCACAUCCCGCAUUCCAGAUACUAGAUUCCGGAUUCCAACUCAGUGUAUUCCAGAUUUCAAAAGGCCUAGAUUCCAGAACUUCAUAGUUAGCUGGACUUCGGAUUCCAAAGUCCACGACUCCAAGCAAAAAUUUCCUGGAUUACCAUCCAUGGGACGAGAUAAACAAAAUUAAUAUUUCUGUGAAGUUAAUUCUUGCAAUUUCUUUAUCUGCUUCCUUUUAUUGCAGAUGGUCUUUUGGAGUUGUUUUGUGGGAACUAGCAACCAUGGGUAAGCUAGUUUUAUAAAUCUUUGUAUACUGAUGCUGGUAGAAUAAUACUCUAGUCAUUUUCCUAUACCCAAGGGAAUUGAGAGGAAUCCCCAAUAACAAUAAUCAGGGAAAAGCUGACUGUUCAGUUUUCGGAUAGCAGUCACGGGAGAAUCGAACCGUUUUAUAAAAGAAGCCAUUCUUGCAUAAUGUCAUGAUUGCUAAACAACUAGAAAAAAUAAUAGGCUAACUUCCGCCGCUCUCCUAGCCGUCUUUACCGGGGGGGGGCGCAGGUUCAUAAUAAUCCAGCCUAUAAGUCAUACCCUUAACAACAACUUGACCUGAUAUCACGUGUCACUUGGCAAAAUGAAUACUCAGUAAUGGUAAACUUGUACAUUACGUUAUUUUAAUACCUCCUGGAGGUUGGUAAAUUGAUAAUACAUGAUGGUCAUUGAACUGAGUGGAGAGCAAUUUGGUCUGAAAUUAUACAUGUGAUUUCACGCGGGAGUUCGAUUUGAGAUCAGAAGUAUGAUUUCAGACUAAAAUUGCACGACACGAAGUGAAAUUAUCACUUUAUUACAGCCAUUUUGAAAUCGCAGAAUUCAAUCCGUACCAGCAGUGAUUGGCCGUGGCACCAGACAAGUUAGCUCGUUAUCCCCCAUACUCGUUAACAUAUAUUUUGAAGCCAUGUUAAGAGAUGCUUUAAGUGGUGUGAAUGAAGGUAUUCGAGUGGGAGGUCAUCUCAUUAAGACAGUGCGCUUUGCGGAUGAUCAAGCAACCUUAGCCAAUUCAGUUAAAGGUCUGCAACUUAUGAUGGGUAAAAUGCAGGAAAACGCGAGGGAAUAUGAUAUGAAGAUCAAUGUUAAAUCAGUAAGAGGCCUGGUGAGGAAUUCACGAUCUUUCUUGAAGGUAAACAAUUAAGUGAAGAAUCGUCGCACUUUAACUACUUUGGGAGCCCUAUUACACAGGAUGGAUCCUGUGGAAAAUAAAUUAGAUCGAGAAUAGCCUUUUUUUACUAAAAAAAAAGAACCGCUGACAAAAGCCUUAAGCGCGCUAGCCUUUGCCUGAAGAAGAGAAUUAUAAAGACUGUCAUCUGGGGUACUUUUCUGAAUGGAGCCGAAUGAUAGACCUUAAAGAAAGAGGACGUGCGAAGGCUGGAGAGCUGUGGGAUGUGGCUUUGGAGAAAGAUUUUUUAACAUAACUUGGUGUGACAAAGUCUGUAACGAAGAAGUAUUGAGGCGUGUCGGCGAGGAGAGGGCCAUCAUAUCUGUUAUCAACAGAAGCAGGAGCUUGACAGAAGACAGAGAGUCUGGCUUGGUCAAACCCUACGACAUGGUGAUCAUGUCCCAUUAGUUAUUGAGGGAAGGAUACCAGGAAAGAGACCACCUGGAAGACCUCGAGCGGGAAUGCUGGAUAGAGUGAAGGAUGGCAGCUCUUACGUAGCGGUCAAGAGGCGUGCCUUAGAUCGAGAACCAUAAGGAAGGACUUGCCUGUGAGCAGAUCAAAUAGCCUGUUGAAAAGCGGAAACAAAAGGGCGUUUACAUCUCAUUUUGUAUUCGAAACAGAAAUGAGGCGAUAUAAAGCAAGGUGCGACGGUGCGACGUGGUUUAGAACAGAUGUGAUUGUAUGAUUCGUAAAUAAAUCACACUGCUGAGAGCCAAUCAGAUUGGAGGGAUCACCAGCGAUUUCAAAAUGAAAAAUUAGAAAAGCCUGAUAAUGUUUGAUAAGACAGCACUGAUCUUUAUUCUGUUAUUUUAGGGGGUACUCCAUACCCUGGGAUAAGCCCCAUGAGGCUAUGCAGUUUACUUAAAUCUGGAUAUCGGAUGGAGAAACCCAACACGUGCAGCGGUGAAAUGUAAGUCAGAAUAGAAAUAAUAAAAGACGCCCCAAAAGAGGGUACGAUGAAGAACUACUUUCAUAGUCCUUCAAACAGUUUUUUUUUUCUAAAAUUUUCAGCCUUUUACAAGGAGUGGAAUCUGCAGCGCACCUCUUUCCUUUACGUUCCACCAUUCUAAAAAGAGCCUAUAGAACAUAAGUGUCUUCAAUAUUCAAAGUAAACGGAGACAUAUCUUUGUAUAGUGGUAUUUUAAACUAUGACUUCCUUUUUCAACAGAUACAAAUUGAUGAUGGACUGCUGGAACGAGGAUCCGAAUGAACGACCCUCAUUCGUUCAACUAGUACCGAUACUGGAAGAGAUGAUGACAGAAGAUACCCCUUACUAUUAUUUCAGACUACUGGAUCAGAACCAGCCAUGUUACCGUGAGGCAUCCGCGACUAACACCAGUAAAGCUAGUACUCUUGAUACGAAGCUGUAA
Messenger RNA from Porites lobata, 10644 nucleotides. Lineage: Eukaryota; Metazoa; Cnidaria; Anthozoa; Scleractinia; Poritidae. The record is from the annotation of a GenBank genome assembly.